Messenger RNA from Raphanus sativus (radish), 2090 nucleotides. Its product is annotated as aldehyde dehydrogenase family 2 member B4, mitochondrial. Lineage: Eukaryota; Viridiplantae; Streptophyta; Magnoliopsida; Brassicales; Brassicaceae. The record is from RefSeq and is a predicted model, not a curated record. Gene Ontology annotation, molecular function: aldehyde dehydrogenase (NAD+) activity.
GUCAAUAGCCAUUCAAUGUACGGCAACGCACACCAAGAGAGUGCAACUUAGCGACAUGUGUGAGAGAUACUGCGUGAGAUCUUAACCAUUGAAUUCCUCCCUUCUUCAAAAUCAUAAAUCUUCUUCAAAAUCAUAAAUAUAAAUCUCAUUAGACUGAAGAGGAAGAAAAUCCCAAGAAAAAAAGAUAAGAAACUUCAGUUUCAAAGCAGUUUAGCAUCCAUGGCGGUUCGUAGAGUGUCUUCUCUAUUAUCACGAUCCUUUUCAACUUCCUCUCCCUUUCUCUCUCGUUCUCUAGGGAGAAAUUUGAAUAAUGGAAGUAGGAUCGUACGGAGAUUUGGAACAUCAUCUGCAGCUGAAGAAGUCAUAAGCCCAUCGGUUCAAGUUUCUUACACAAAGCUCCUCAUCGGGAACUUCGUUGACGCUGCUUCUGGUAAGACGUUCCCGACUCUUGACCCACGGACAGGGGAAGUCAUUGCGAACGUAGCUGAAGGGGAUGCUGAAGAUAUCAACCGGGCUGUGAAAGCUGCAAGGAAGGCCUUUGAUGAAGGACCUUGGCCUAAGAUGACUGCUUAUGAAAGGUCGAUGAUAAUGUUGAGAUUCGCUGAUUUGGUUGAGAAACACAGCGAAGAGCUCGCAGCUCUAGAGUCAUGGGACAAUGGGAAGACUUAUGAACAAGCAAUAACAGCAGAGAUUCCAAUGCUUGCCAGAUUGUUCCGCUACUACGCUGGGUGGGCGGACAAGAUUCAUGGGCUUACAGUUCCAGCUGAUGGAAACUAUCAUGUUCAGACACUGCAUGAACCCAUAGGAGUUGCUGGACAAAUCAUUCCCUGGAACUUUCCGCUUUUGAUGUUUGCUUGGAAAGUUGGUCCUGCUCUUGCUUGUGGCAACACCAUUGUCCUCAAAACCGCUGAACAAACUCCUCUCACUGCUUUCUACGUUGGCAAACUUUUCCUUGAAGCUGGUCUUCCUCCAGGUGUUCUGAAUAUAGUUUCUGGAUUCGGCGCAACCGCUGGUACUUCUCUUGCAAGUCACAUGGAUGUAGACAAGCUUGCUUUCACAGGAUCGACUGAUACGGGCAAAGUUAUACUUGGACUGGCUGCUAACAGCAAUCUAAAGCCGGUGACUCUGGAACUUGGAGGGAAAUCACCCUUCAUUGUAUUCGAAGAUGCUGAUAUCGAUAAAGCUGUGGAGCUUGCUCACUUUGCUCUCUUCUUUAAUCAGGGGCAAUGUUGCUGCGCGGGGUCUCGGACAUAUGUUCAUGAGAAAGUGUAUGAUGAGUUCGUUGAGAAAGCAAAGGCACGCGCACUAAAACGUGUCGUUGGUGAUCCUUUCAAGAAAGGCAUUGAACAGGGUCCUCAGAUCGAUUCAAAGCAAUUUGAGAAAGUUAUGAAGUACAUAAGGUCAGGAGUGGAAAGCAAUGCUACUCUUGAAUGUGGUGGUGGGCAGUUUGGCGACAAAGGUUACUUCAUCCAACCUACAGUCUUUUCUAAUGUUAAGGAUGACAUGCUUAUUGCUCAAGACGAGAUUUUCGGUCCAGUCCAAUCCAUCUUGAAGUUCAGUGAUGUUGAUGAGGUGAUAAGGAGGGCGAACAACACUAGAUACGGACUAGCCGCAGGGGUUUUCACAAAGAGCCUGGACACUGCAAACAGGGUCUCGAGGGCUUUGAAAGCUGGCACCGUUUGGGUCAACUGUUUCGAUGUCUUUGACGCAGCCAUCCCCUUUGGUGGUUACAAGAUGAGCGGCAACGGAAGAGAGAAAGGUAUUUACAGUCUCAACAACUACUUGCAGGUCAAGGCAGUCGUCACUCCGCUUAAUAACCCUGCAUGGAUCUGAUCUUUGUACUUUGUUUCGUCCUAAAUGCUCAAAAGUACUCUUAAAAGUUAAAACAAUAAAAACAGCGCCAAGGUUUGUUUACUUACUGGAUUGUGGGCACUUUUAAUAAAUGUGUAAGCAAGUUCUAGCUAUUGUUUUUUUCUUUCUCGCAUCACUUAGAGGUGUGUCUUUUCUGGUUAAUUAAUAUAUUUUUUAUUUUUCUUGAGUGGAAUGUAAAAUUUAUUGAAAAUGACAAAAAACUUCUUUUGUGUUUGCAA